Molecule: messenger RNA, 2043 nt
Organism: Debaryomyces fabryi
Lineage: Eukaryota; Fungi; Ascomycota; Pichiomycetes; Serinales; Debaryomycetaceae
Gene: QDR3
Product: Qdr3p
Exons: 1
Coding region: 1-2043 (680 amino acids)
Biological process (GO): transmembrane transport; intracellular polyamine homeostasis
Molecular function (GO): polyamine transmembrane transporter activity
Source: RefSeq, a predicted model, not a curated record
AUGGCCGAUGAUCAACUUUCAUCUACAGCAUCGUUAGAUUCGGACAUUUCGCAUGGGUUGCAUUCAGAGCAUCCGCAACCUAUUCAACCAGAAAGGACGAGAGAACAAGAGUACGUGGAAAAGAAAGAUGGAAAGUCAAAUGGAAAUUUAGACCGGCAACAGUCGAAUGCAUCCUCCGGGAAACUGAAAAAAGUUCCAGUGGGUGAGAAGCGAGGACUUUUUGCUAAAUUUGCUAUUAUUCCAGAGUAUGAGGAUGCUAGAGACUACCCUAAGUCGUACAAAUUAACUAUUGUGUUUGUGAUUGCAUUUGCGGCGAUAACCGGGCCCAUGGGGACAUCGAUAAUGUUACCAGCUAUAGAUGAUGUUGUGAAGGACUUAGAUACGACAGGAACAAUCGUUAAUGUCUCUGUGGGUAUGUACUUAUUGUCAUUGGGUAUAUUUCCAAUGUGGUGGUCUACCUUUAGUGAAAAACAUGGUAGACGGAGUGUUUAUCUCAUCUCGUUCAUAUUAUUUUGCGUGUUCACCAUUGGUGCAGCGUUAUCCCCAAAUAUAGGGGCCUUAAUUGCAUUUAGAAUACUUUCAGGUGGGUGUUCUGCUUCUGUUCAAGCGGUCGGAGCAGGAACUGUCGGGGAUUUGUAUAUAAACGAAGAAAGAGGAACGGCCAUGGGGUUGUAUUACUUGGGGCCUUUGAUGGGGCCAUUUUUAGCUCCAAUAAUUGGUGGUGCAGUUGCCGAGGCUUGGGGAUGGAGAGCGACCCAAUGGCUUUUGGUAAUAUUUUCUGGUAGUAACGUAUUAUCUAUUAUGUUUCUCUUACCGGAGACCAUUCGGAGACAGGAUUCAGACAGCGCAAUAAAAGAGAUGUUGCGUCAAUAUCAUAAAGUCGAAGAGUCAGAAGAAGGUGACCAAGAACUUACUACAGGUGUACCAAUAGCAGUGGAUGAUAUACACGGGGAGGGUAACCAGGUAGAAGCUCUCGAAGCACAAGACGUAGAGGGGAAACAAGACGAUUCUGAACUGGCCCAACUGGCCGUGAUACUGGAUGUUCCUACAAGGGAGACAAAUAUACACUACUCUGAUGCUGAUUUAGCUAGGAUUGCUUCUAGCUUAUCUAGGUCAGGCUCAAGGCAGUCGUUAGAUUGGGAACAAGACCGACCCGUAUUUGAUCCAGUAAUGCCUACUUUAGCGAGGUCUUACACCGAUAAAUCUUCAUAUUCUAGAAGAAUUGCAAAAGAGUAUCGUGAAAGUCAAAUUGAUAAUAUUAACAAAACUUUGUCAGGUGCUGCUCAAGACACAGAAUUGCCCAUCAAAAAGCUAUCUAAAUGGGAUCGAUUUAAAAUAAAUGCUUAUGAUUAUACCAUAAGACCCAUGCAUUCGGUAAUAUUAUUAAAGCAUCCGCCAGUAGCAUGGGUUAUUUCAUAUUCGGCGAUUGUUUUUGGAGUAUUGUAUUUUUUCAAUAUGACAAUAGCGUACGAGUUCAAGCAAGAACCAUAUGAAUUUCUGACAAUUAUUGUGGGUUUGUUAUAUAUACCUAACUCAGUUACGUAUGUUAUAGCUUCGAUUCUUGGCGGUAAAUGGAAUGAUUAUUUGUUGAAGAAGUAUUCUAAAAAGCAUAAUGGAGAAAUGGUACCGGAAUCACGUAUUUCUUGGAAUGUCUUAACUGCCAUUAUAUUAUUCCCUCCUGCCUGUCUUAUAUUUGGAUGGUGUUUAGAUUUUGGGACACAUUGGGUAACUCCAUUAAUUGGUACAGCUUUAUUUGGAUUUGCAUCAAUGUUGGUGAUUGGAUCAACUGUAACUUAUUUGGUAGACACUUUACCAGGAAAAGGUGCAACGGGUGUUGCAUUGAACAAUUUAAUUAGACAAACCCUUGCUGCCAUUGCUACAUUUGUUGUUGAACCUCUUUUAAGGGCAAUUGGUCCUGGCAUUUUAUUUUCCAUUUUAAUGGGGAUAAUAACACUUGCUGCUUUGACUUUAGUAGUCUUAAAAAGAAAUGGUGCAUUCUACAGAGAGCAUUCUGAUUUGAGCAAACUUUAUGAAAUGCUUUGA